Chrysemys picta bellii (western painted turtle) is the source of this 2639-nucleotide messenger RNA. Its product is annotated as protein eva-1 homolog C. The record is from RefSeq and is a predicted model, not a curated record. Lineage: Eukaryota; Metazoa; Chordata; Testudines; Emydidae. Gene Ontology annotation, molecular function: carbohydrate binding.
UCUGGGAUCCAUUCACUCACUCCCAGCGAUGUGUGUUCAGUGAGUGCUUUUGCUUCCUGGCUGGUUGCUGUGAUCAUUCACAAGCCAGGGGACUAGUAGUGAUCUCUCUGCAAUGAGGAGUAUCAGGCUGAGUGGAGAAAGAGAUUUCUUUUCUCUGGAAGAAAACAAGCAGUUGAGGAUAUUUAAGGAUGAACUGCCCAGAUGUGUCUCCCACUUCUACUUUUCUCUUAGGAGUAAUGUGCUUGACAGCUCUCAGCAACUUUGCUAAGACUUCCUCAGACUUCUCAGGUUCUAUAUCAAGAGUGUUAAAGAAUUACAGUGACCAUGCCUGCGAUGGAGAAUAUGUCUCCCUGAGAUGCCCUCACAGAACCACCAUCAGCAUCCAGUCGUCCUUUUAUGGCCGAAUUGUGCCAAGUCAUCAGAUGUGUCCCUCCCGAUACCUACAGUCCUAUGCAACUUUAAUUAAGGAAGAUGUUGCCUGUUCAGUUGGUACUUCCCUUCAGAAAAUGCUGGAUGAGUGCCAGGACAGACGGAGCUGCCAGUUCCUUGUCAAUAGCCGGCUGUUUGGUCUAGACCCGUGCCCUGGAACCGGCAAGUACCUCAUCGUAUGGUACAAGUGCAGGCCAAAUGAGUACAAGAGUAAAGUAGCCUGUGAAGACGACAAGCUGAGACUGAGCUGUCAGAAAAACAUGGUCAUAGCCAUUUACUCCGCUAUUUUUGGAAGAACUCAAGGAGGCAGCUUGGAAUGCCCCUACCAGAAUUUAGGGAUGCCUACGAUAGAGUGUCAGUCAGCCACGGCUCUCCAGCUCAUGACCAGACGCUGCCAUGGAAAAAGAAGCUGCAGUGUGUAUGCCAGCACCUAUGAAUUCGGUGAUCCUUGUUACCCAGGUGUCCACAAGCACCUCAAUGUUAUCUACACCUGUGUUCCCAAGAAGCUUCUGCAUGAAACCCAGCCAAAACCAACCAACUACCAAGGAAUUCAGCAACCACAUUUUCCACAGCAGCCAAGAGCGUAUGAUCCUAAUGUUAUAGGGGACGGCGUGUUCUUUCCUGAGGUCUCACCGUCCAUUCUAGAGCGCGUUCUGCCAGAGAAGAAGAAAGGGAGGUCGGCUGCCUUUUACCCGCUAGACAACACCCCCUUGCUGCUUCCCGUGGAUGAGACACAGCGGCCAGUGGAUAACAGCAGCAUGGAGCCCGUGGGCGUUAGCACAGAGAUGGCUUUGCUCAGCAACAUCCUAGCAGCGUAUUCCUUUAUCACAGAAAAUCCUGAGCGUGCCGCUCUGUAUUUCGUCUCUGGGGUAUGCAUCGGACUCAUCUUGACCCUGUUGGCCUUGGUGCUGAAGGUGUCCUGCCGAACUGACUGCAAGCAAUCCCCGGGGAAAAAGCCACCUCGGGAGCCGGAGAGCGACAGCGACAGCAGUGACAGUGAGGAUGAUUCGGACACCACUUCGGACCUGUCGGCCCGCAGGCACCGCAGGUUCGAAAGGACUUUGAACAUGAACGUCUUCACCUCGGCCGAGGAGCUGGAGAGGGCUCAGAGGCUGGAAGAGCGAGAGCGCAUCAUCCGGGAGAUAUGGAUGAAUGGGCAGCCGGACAUUCCGGGGACCAGAAGCCUGAACCGCUACUACUAAGUGUUGGGAAAUCCCACAGGCCGGUACUGCAGCCUAGGUCUUCCUGGGCCUGCUAAAGAGGAGAGAGAGGAAAGGAGUGUUACAUUGGAGUCUCCCCUUUUCCUUUCAGAAGGGCUAACUGGAGCAGCGUGGAUGGACAGCAAUAAAGCUUUCACCUUCCCCUUUUCCCUGACAUAUUGCUACCGACACCAGGAAAUCACCCCCCAGUAUUUUCUCUCUGGAAUCAGUCUGGUUACAGCAGAGGUGGAUGCCAGCUUCUCUUCUUGGUGUAGUUCAACGGUGGGUGGAAGGCAUGCAAGUAAAGCCCUCCCCCAGCUCUUGGAAGUUGAACAUGCUACGGUACAAACGCUGCUCUCAUGCUUGCCAGGGAAACCAUCAGUGUUCUGCUUUCCCCAAAGACUUCAGGAGAAUCGAAAGCAAACUGAGACUGUGUGUCCACCAAAGGAAAGAUAACAUGGGGAGGGAGGCACAAGCGCAUGAUGAAUGACUGUCUUGUGACUUUAUAAGAUGUGGGGAUUCUUAUGCCAUGAAAUCAUCUUGGUGCUUGGACGUUCAACAGUGUGUCCUGUUAUUUAAGAUGGUGUUUUAAUCUGCUGGCAGCAUUUUUUUUAUUGACACCUCAGGGAUAAAAUCCUUUUUUAAAAAGAUGUUUCCCCUUCUUCUUCCCCACAAACCAAUCUGCUCCCACCAGGGAAAUUAUGGUAUUAUAGGAGAUGUGUCAGUGAUCAGUGAAAUGUUAAACAGCCUCAAAGAGGUUGAAAGGGGUUUUGUUUGUUUUGAAUUGAUAUAUAUAUAUAUAUAUAUUUGAAGAGGCUGCACAGCAAUGUGCCUUAUUCUUUUUUAUUGUUAAACUACAGUUUUCCAUGGAUAGUGAUGCACAAUGUUUUAUAUAUUUUAUUAAAAAAAUAAAAGAAAAGGUUUGUAUUUACAAGAGGAAAACGGGGAUGAAAUGGGUCAAAUACGCCAGGAGGAUGGGAAAUAAAUGCGAAAUAAACUCUGCUUUGUUUA